AACAUCCAAAUAUUUCGAGCAUCGGCGUCUUGGAGUUCUGGUUCUGAAGGUUAACCCACCUCUUCCCAGCCACGAAUCUUACACUCGAUUCAAGACUGGCCUCAAGACAAGUCCAACGCAGAAGUCGCCGAGAAAGCGAUAUCCAUUGGCGGCUCACAUAAUACUUCCAAUGCCAUGUCUUUACCAGGCUUAACAUUACCCGGUCUAGCUCCACCGCAGGCUUCCGCUACACCUCUGGCAAGCACCGCGUCAAUAGCGAAGCCUCCAAGGAUCGAAUCACUUCAACCCCUACACGAAUGGAGAUUCGAGGUAGGCUUCAAACAACAAUACAAUGUCAAACUCGAAAGCGGCUACGCGGAACUCUUCGGCGUAGAACUGGCUCCAAAGCAGACGUACACAUUUUCUGGUUGCAAAGGCGCAAUUUUCACUUGGCAAGGAUGUCAAUUAGAGCUCAGCGGGAACGCUGAGAGUGAAUAUGCUGGUCAGGAGACAGAGUACGCUGUGGAGUGGUUGAACGUGCACGGAAUGUUGGAAGGGAUGCGAGCACCGACCUCGAGCGACGCACCUCGAGUGCUUGUUUUGGGACCAGAUUUUGUGGGCAAGAGCAGUCUCGUGCGCAAUCUAGCAGCGUGGGCUGUCAGAACCGGUCAUGCACCAACAGUGGUGAACCUAGAUCCUCGUGAAGGUCUGCUUGCGCCGCCUGGCAGUCUCUCAAUUGUGACUGUGGAUUCCUCACUUGACAUCGACAAUGGCUAUGGCAUCAGUUCAUCGUCAGGUCCAACAGUGUCACCUGUGCGCACCCCGCUCAUCUAUCACUUCCCGUAUCAGUCACCUUCUGAGAAGCCUGAAGUCUUCAAGCACAUCACCACUCGUAUGGCACUAUCUGUCACCAACCGACUUGAGGAGAAUGUCGAGGCGAAGCGAAGCGGCAUCAUCAUUGACACCCCAGGCUCGUUCAAUGACCCGAAAUCAAACUACGAUGUGAUUGCUCACGUUGUUUCGGAGUUCAGCAUCAACAUGAUACUCACGAUAGGCUCCGAGAGAUUAUCCAGCGACAUGAGCAGACGAUUUGCUAGCACCAAGAGCCCGGACGAGACCGUGCAUGUACUGCGGAUCACAAAGCCAGGUGGCGCUGUGGAAAGAGAUACCGAGUUUAUGAAACAGGUUCGAACACAAUCGCUUCGGCAAUACUUCUUCGGGUCAAGCAAAGAGUCGCUUAAUCCUCACUCGCAUACGAUUCCCUUUGCAGAUCUGGACAUAUAUCGUGUCAGGUCUGGAGCAGCGCUCAACACUGAGGAUCCUGCCUUCGGAGCCGGAGAUGAAGGCGACGAUUACGAUAUUCCUUACGCGAACAAACCAUCUGGUAAUACGACAUACGAGAAAGUAGUACCGUCGGCUGCUAUGACUGGUGGCUUACUCGCGAUCAAAUUCUGCUCUGGUGGCGCCGACGAGCAGACGAUUCGAGACAGUGGGGUUAUGGGCUUCCUGUAUGCGGCAGACGUAGACGAGGCGAGGAAGAAAGUGCGCUUCCUAGCACCGCACCCGCAGCGAUGGGGCGAUCGUGCUUUGGUAUGGGGUCACGGCUGGCCUGAGGCGACGGGAGAUCUGGUUGGAUAGGCAUUGGCAGAGAUCAUGCAGAGCAUUGAAGGACAGAAUGAGAAAGCCGCAUGCUAUAACAUAACUUCAGAGACCAUGAUGUCAAGUGCAUUACCUGCUUAUGCCAAUUUCACAACCAACUGCGGCCCACCUUUUCCU
Molecule: messenger RNA, 1755 nt
Organism: Cercospora beticola
Lineage: Eukaryota; Fungi; Ascomycota; Dothideomycetes; Mycosphaerellales; Mycosphaerellaceae
Gene: CLP1
Product: cleavage polyadenylation factor subunit CLP1
Biological process (GO): tRNA splicing, via endonucleolytic cleavage and ligation
Cellular component (GO): nucleus; mRNA cleavage factor complex
Molecular function (GO): polynucleotide 5'-hydroxyl-kinase activity
Source: RefSeq, a predicted model, not a curated record